Cyphellophora attinorum is the source of this 1923-nucleotide messenger RNA. RefSeq lists its product as uncharacterized. The transcript has 2 exons. Gene Ontology annotation, molecular function: DNA-binding transcription factor activity. The coding region runs from base 1 to 1923 and encodes 640 amino acids. Lineage: Eukaryota; Fungi; Ascomycota; Eurotiomycetes; Chaetothyriales; Cyphellophoraceae. Gene Ontology annotation, biological process: regulation of DNA-templated transcription. The record is from RefSeq and is a predicted model, not a curated record.
AUGGCACAGCCGUACCUGCAGCAACCUUACGAUGUGCAUGCGCCGGCGUUAUGGGAAGGCGACGGAAAGCAUAACUAUCCUAGCGACGGCGCACACCUCGUCGACGGUCCAGCCUUCUACGACGCCCCAUCCCACACGAUGGCCGGUGCCCGGCUACAUCGACAGCCUUCGGUCGUGAAGUUGGAGGAAGACUUUCAUACACAGCAUACAUGGCAGCAGCGUCCGCACAGUCCUUCCUUCCAAGCGCGUCACUACUCUGUCCCGAACAUCCCGCAUAUCGAUACACAACCCCGGCACAUGCCAAAGAUGUACGAACAGCCGUACACACCUCAUUACGGGCCUCCGCAUGCCUGGCCAAUGCCCUCGGCUUCUGGAUCAAGCACACCUACGCCACACUACGGUCCUGUCGUGGAAGCCGGCAUGCCUGUCUCCUUCAACUCGGCAACUGGCAUGUACCCAUACCAGCAGCACCCUCAUCGAUCUGUUGCCAUGUCACCUCAGUCAAGUCAAGGUGGCUGGGUGUCUGCUACUUCGGACGAUAGUGGAGGGCAACACGAUGAAGCUGAUAGUCCAAAGCUACGACCUACGUCGCCUAUGACAGUCCAGAGAUCAGAUGGCAUCCGAAAGAAGAAUGCACGAUUCGAGAUCCCCAAUCACGUCAACCUUGCUACUGUAGAGAAACUCAUCCUGGAGGAGACGAACGACGAUCGGAAGAAGGAACUCAAGCAGCAGAAGCGGUUGCUUAGGAACCGACAGGCAGCGCUUGAUUCCCGCUCUCGCAAGAGACUUGAGAUGGACAAUCUACAGACCGAAAAGAAGGUCUGGGAAGCAAAGCACAAAGAACUCACCGACGAGAUUGCACGCCUUCAGACUGUGAUGGACUAUGAGCGAGAGCAGAUGAUGCAUCAGCGGCAACAAUAUGAGACAUUCAUCCAGAGACUCACCUUCGAACGAGACGAGGCGAUCCGGCUGCGGACUAUCGAGACGACCGAAACUCGCCGCCAGAAUAAUGUGCUCAAAGACUGUGUAAGAGAUCUCGAGAGGCAAGCGUCACGUGGAUUUUCGACCUCUACUUCGGAACCAUACAAUCAUGACGAUUACCCCAGUUUUGGCAGCUUGGAGCUAGAUGAUGAGAACUGGGAAGACGAGUUCAGCCUUAUCAACACCGAAGAUCUGAAGAUGGACAACGAAGACAGUCCACAGCGACAGCUCACUCCUCGCCCGCUGCCUAUACCUCAGCAUGUCGAUGUCUCUUCGACCAUUACGGUGCCAUCCAAAGCAGAGUCUAGUUUCAGCUGGAACACUUUCUGCAUGUGUCUUCUUAUUGGCGCUUUCAUGGCCUCUCAGCAGAGCUCAACCACAGAUCAAGCAACGGCGGCAGCCCGAAGUCGGCUACGGCGCUUGACAAUGCCGUCUUGCCGUCGCUUACGGACGAGUACCGCGCAGAGGCAAACAAUGUCCUCAAAGCUGUGCUCGACAGCGACGGCGCUGGGCCAAUGCUGCAAUCAUCACUCGUGCCAUCGGCUCGACCCACGACGCUUGGCCACCCUCCACGUCACGCCAGUCCCAGUCACAGCCGUCGCGACUGGAUACACUCUCGGCUCAGCUCACAACACCAACUCGCCAGCAACAGGUUGCCGCCGCCUUCGCACUCACUCCCGAACAGUACGAGCACACUGUCAACCCAGAAGGCUCCCUCGCCACCCCGACCACUCGAUUGCUGAGCCAGAGGUCGUUCACAAACCGACGCCACUGCAAGUCAUGUUCGCGAAGAUGCAAGCCGAGCAAGAUGAGAUGGAACGUGCCGUCGGCCUGGGCAAAUCUCGCGAGCGCUCUGUCAUGCUUGAUCGGGUUCCUGAGCAGGUUCUGCAGGACUUCAGGAGACUCAUUGCUGAUCGUGAGGGCAGAGAUCAUGACGCAUAG